AUGCUUCUGGUGAGUGAGUCGGACUCGCAAAAUGUCGUGGUUUCUCUGUCCGAGGGGAAGUUCGGGGUCCAAACCGGGUUACCCGUUGCCGCAACCCCCGCGCCGAAACCGGCCUGCGCGAACGGUUUCGGCACCUUCGCGAAGAUGGUGGGGAAAACGGAGUGCGUGGCGCCGGCGAGUUUGGUGCCUAGCUUGACUGGUGUACCGGAUCCGGACUCGACCCAGGCGUGUUCCACAGCGAAAUCGGCUGCGAGGGUCCGGGCGAGAUUCACGUUGACCGAGCAAUUGCCGACUUCGAUCACCUCCGGGGAACAAUUGCUGCAGGAAACCGGUUACGUCAACGCGAAGAAACGGGGCAUCGCAAAUUCUCUGCCCGGCGCCACCGAGGACAACGUCCUCAUCACGGGGUUCGACGUCGUGAGCGCAAGAAGAAACCUCGAGAGAAGCACCAGGGCUCUCGCGACCGCCUCGAGAUCCGUGACCACGCACUUCGAGGUCACCGACCUGGAUUCCGACGUCGCGACCUCCAUCGAGGCGGAUCUCGCCGCCUCCUCCGUCCGCACUGCCCUCGCAACACAGAUCACCGCACAGAUGACCGCGAAUCCCGUCACGGUCGCUGGCGAGACCGUGUCGGUGACCUCGACCUCAGCCACGGGCGUGACCGCGACUGCGGACUCCGGAACCGCGUCGGGCGCGGGCGCCGACGAGGACGAUGACGACAUCUGGCUGUUCGUGGUGAUUGCGGGGGUCGGGGUCGUUAUGGGAAUGUUGCUGGUACUGGUGAUGUGCAGGCACAAGCUGUGCGGCGGAGCGGCCGGGAAGACCGCGCCGCAAAGUGAGGCGUGAGGAGAAACUAAGUACUUAAAGAUCGCGUCCUCGCAUGGGAUAAGGAGUCUUGAUUCGAGCUUUAUUUUCACUAAGUCCCCUGACCGUUUCAAUUUUCAGCUUUUUACCCGUUGAUUUUCAUCUUUUUGUUUCUCACACGCAAAAUUAAUUUUCAUCUUUUUCACUAGGUUCUUGAUCCGUUUUACUUUUGAAGAGGCCCCAACAACGAAGUCUGAAACGAACCGAAGGGAGAUACGAUGAGAGGUGGAACAAGCUUUUGUUAAAUGCAUUGCCUUUGGCUUUGAUUCUCUCCUUUUCUGCGGGAAUACUAACAAACUUCUAACCUGAAUAUAGAUAUACCUCGUCUUACUCACGCACUCUCGUCCCUGGUUACAAAGCGCAUUUUGCCGAUGCCGAUGACGACGCACUACGAGUGCUUCCAUACCCGCUUUGUUGUACUGGAACUACUACAGGACAUUUCAUUCUGACAGCCAGAUACAUUUCAUUCUUCCGAAGCUUUUAAAAGCACAGUGC
Molecule: messenger RNA, 1359 nt
Organism: Amoebophrya sp. A120
Lineage: Eukaryota; Dinophyceae; Syndiniales; Amoebophryaceae
Source: the annotation of a GenBank genome assembly